UAGGAAAAGAUAUACAAGAGAAAAGUACUGAAACAGAACAUAAGUGCGCAGAAAACAUCUGGUAUAUUUUACUAAGUAAGAUGGAGAACAACUUCACAGUUAAUGCAAACAGCACCGAACUCGUCAAAACCCUGGAUGCAGAUGCCAUAUUGGGAAUCGUAUCGCUAAUUAUUGUUGUACUUGCGAUUCCAAUAAUCAUACUUACGCUGAUAAUUUUAAUUGCGGGGCCAAAAAAGACUACUCAUGAAUCAGAACAUAAUUCGACAUUGACUACGAUAAGUGCAGAUUCCAACACAGAAACUGCCAAAAAUUCCGCCCCUAACAGUACGUCACCAACAACAUUCACAAGUAAAAAUGACGAUUUCUAUAAAGAAGGUAUAGAGAUAUUCAUUAGUUUACUUGUGUACUCAAUAUUCUUGACGUAUAUCGGAAUAUACCUAAUAGCGUAUGAGCGGAAAAAGACUGAUCUUGAAUCGCCACAUAAUUCGACACUGAGUAUGAUAAGUGGAAUUAAUUCCACCACUAAUAGUACAUCACCGACACUUUUCACAUGAGCAAACGAAUAACUGUCAUCGCCACACCACGUAUCAGCAGAAACAAAUAUAAUCCGCGCAGAAGACACCGCAGACAUCUCUUCCUGUGAGGAAGACUGUUAGUCUCCGAGAAAAAUGGCCACAUGUUGGGACACGCAGUAAAAUAGGUCCUAAAUCGUACUCAAGUUCGAUCUACGGGGGACCCGUUCGUCCUAGGGAACAUCGGCGGCACGUUGAGCCUAAGAGGCCUCCAACCCUGUAGUCGUACUUUUAGAAGAUCUUCUCUGAUGGUGAUGUUCACAUCCCCAUGUUGUCAGAUAACAAUGCUACAAUAUCUCAAGCUCAUUUGUUGUCGGCUUCAAGUGGCCAUCAUGUGAUCGAGUAGGGUCCAGUCUUCGUCAGCAACUCACGUGUGUAGUCUCAGUAGUGCACGGGAGAUCUCAUCUAGCUCGAGUCGGGAGUGGCGGAUGCCCUGGAGGAGUGGGCUAAAGACCACUCCAAUCCACGAGAGCGUGAAUCACACCCAGAGUGAGCUAGAUUGGAUCACUGGUGCACUUGUGGGAAAUUCAAAUCCAGCCCAGAAGAUGGUAGCAGAAUUUGAAGACUCAGAAUGACCAUAUGUGAGUUUCUUGGAUAUUCAUCAUGGCUGACCUCCUGUUAUAGAAACAACUGUGCCUCAUUUGGCAUCAUAACCCCGAGACCCUCCCAAAUAGUUUGGAUUGCAGCCACAAUUAAUAAUCACAUACAUAAGCGGGGAAUGGCCGAAACGCAGUGGAAUGCAAGUGUUCUUCGAGGCAUACUUUAUUUCCCUGCAGUGUGUAAGCAUGCAUGCACUCUCAGUUACGAACACUGGAAUAAAAUUUACCGCAUUGCACAUCUCUUACUUCAAGAAUGGGGGAAGGAUAUUUCUAAUUCCGGCCUCAGAAUGAGGUCAGGGUAGCCAAAAUAAAAUGUUCGAUUCACCAAAUAUGGACGUUGCAUCUUAGAUUCUUGUGUAAAAUCUUGGACAGCUUUCUUCUAACUUAAACUGAAGUUCCACGUGCUUCCCUAGUGUUGCUACUAAAUAAAAUAUUCCCUUUA
Zootermopsis nevadensis is the source of this 1613-nucleotide messenger RNA. RefSeq lists its product as uncharacterized. The record is from RefSeq and is a predicted model, not a curated record. NCBI's taxonomy places the organism in Eukaryota, Metazoa, Arthropoda, Insecta, Blattodea, Termopsidae.